AUGCAGUGGAGACGGAGAUAUUGCUGUCCCGUCAAGAUGACGUGGACCGCCAAGCGCUCGCUGUUUCGGACCCAAGUGGCGGGCCUUGUCUCAAUGGCGCUGCUCUUCACCCUCUUCUCAUUUUUCAGUCGGCAGGACUGGCUGCCUGGUCGUACUGGGCCACGGGAAAAUCCGCUGGCCUACACUGUCAAGGGUUUCCGCAAUCCCAAGGGGGAAGCCAACCAGAGUAGCUCCCUUAGAAGCCUUUGGCAGGAGACAGGUAUUGUAGCACCAAAGCCUCUGCUCAAUGUCAGUUCGCAGCAAGUGGAAGGAGCAGCCGGGGAGGCAGCAGGUGGACCUGGCGGAGCAUCGGGUGUCCGACCGGCUGUAAUGGGACUUGGUGACUCCAUGAGCACUAACAACAGUUUACAGAAGGAAAUGGGCGUUGGUGGAAAGCUCAGUGCUCAGCCCUACCGUUACAUCCUGAACCAGCCUUUCAAGUGCAGCGACAGCACACCAUUUCUUGUCCUACUCAUUGCUGCUGAACCUAGCCAGGUUGAUGCUCGUAAUGCCAUCCGUCACACGUGGGGCAAUGACAGUGUAGCAACGGGCCUUGGCUUUGUACGUCUCUUCUUGCUCGGCAUGGGAAAAAGCUCUGACACCUUUCUCCAGAGCAGUAUUGAGGAGGAGAGCCAUGUUUACCAUGACAUAAUCCAGCAGGACUUUCAGGACACAUAUUACAACCUAACUAUCAAAACGUUAAUGGCCAUGAACUGGGUGGCGACAUAUUGCCCACACGCCUCUUAUGUGAUGAAGACAGACAGCGACAUGUUUGUCAAUACAGAGUAUCUCAUUCAAAAGCUGCUUAAGCCUGAGCUACCUCCCAAGCAGAGGUAUUUUACAGGCUAUCUGAUGAGAGGUUACUCACCAAACCGAAAUAAGGAGAGCAAGUGGUACAUGCCACCCGAGCUGUACCCAAGUGAGCGUUACCCAACCUUCUGCUCUGGCACAGGGUAUGUGUUCUCAGGGGACAUGGCAGAACUGAUUUACCAGGCCUCUCUUAGCAUACGCAGGCUUCACCUUGAGGAUGUUUAUGUGGGAAUAUGCCUUGCAAAGUUGCGCAUCGACCCAACUCCGCCUCCCAAUGAAUUUCUCUUCAACCAUUGGAGAGUGUCUUAUUCCAGUUGUAAGUACAGCCACCUAAUCACCUCGCAUCAGUUCCACCCAAAUGAACUUAUCAAGUACUGGAACCACUUGCAGAGCAACAAGCACAAUGCCUGUACCAACAUGGCAAAGGAAAAGAAUGGCAGGUACAGGCAUCGAAGGUUCCAUGGAGAGCGACUUCCUUGA
Nerophis lumbriciformis (worm pipefish) is the source of this 1329-nucleotide messenger RNA. Lineage: Eukaryota; Metazoa; Chordata; Actinopteri; Syngnathiformes; Syngnathidae. The record is from RefSeq and is a predicted model, not a curated record.